Molecule: messenger RNA, 4281 nt
Organism: Penicillium waksmanii
Lineage: Eukaryota; Fungi; Ascomycota; Eurotiomycetes; Eurotiales; Aspergillaceae
Exons: 3
Coding region: 1-4281 (1426 amino acids)
Molecular function (GO): protein binding
Source: RefSeq, a predicted model, not a curated record
AUGGAUGGACUGGCUUCCACCGUAUUGGGAGGUGUACCCUUGGGACUGGAUGCGACCGGUAACGAAGAACUCACGAAGAUAUGGUUGCAAGUUCAAGAGAAAGUGAGCCAGUUGGCACGGAACGAGGGAAAAGAAGUCAAUAAAGGUCUCGAUGUCGACAAUGUCAUUGCAAAUCUCGACGCCUCCCAGGAAAAGGAAGAGGAUUCACCGACCCGCCAAGCCGUUAAAACCGCGUUUGGACGCACAAUGGGUCUGAUCAAGACAGUCGGGGGUAUUGUUGCUGAUGGAGCAUCAGCGGUCUUUGCGCCAGCUGGACAGUGCUACAACGUCAUUAGCUUCCUCAUCAACGCGUAUGAAGGUUACCAAGGUGCCUUUGAAGGUCUCGCAGAUCUGCUCGACAGUUGUUCGGCUCACCUAGGCCGCCUCGACUACUACGUCAAAGCAAAGAUGGAUGCGAAGCUAAGCAGAGUUGCUGCAGAGCAGUUGUCGCUGUUCGUCGAUAUUUGCGACGCUGCAUUGAAGUUGCGGUAUUCAGCUGGCCACAAGUUCAAAACGGGUAUGAAAAUUGCAUUCCUACAAGAGAACGACAUCCAGGGACUACUGGGUAAAAUGGAGAAAUUGGCUACUAAGGAGCGUGGAUUGGUUUCUGCCCAGACUUUCGAACGCGCCUGCGCAGCGGCAACCAGCGCCGAAGAAGGGGCCACCUUUAGCAAGCGGAUUGUCGACAUGAUGGUCCAGAAUGGUGCGGAUCAGAAGGAAAGGGUCGAGACAGAGGGCCAGCAACGAACCCUAAUGGAUAUUCUGGCUUUUGACAAAGACCCUGAUCGAUGGGACAGUGUUAGACAAGCGCCUGUUCAGCAUUGGUUGGCGAGAUACAACGAAAUUCGCAAUUCUGUCGUGCCCGGCACCGGAAGGUGGCUUCUGGAACAUGCGGCAUUUCAGUCGUGGGUAGCCGACCUUGUCUCAUCUCCAAUUUUGGGGGUCGAGGGUGCAGAUAUCACUGGCAAAAGCUAUUUGACUUCAUCGGUGGUCAGACACCUGCAAAAGGAAAUGCCCAAGAUAACCCCCGGUUUUCGACAUCUGGUAGCAUACGUUUUCCUUGACCGUGAAAAGCCCGGUCAGGGAUUUGACCACACGGCCAAGUCACUUAUCUGGCAGUUCACACAAAAAGAUGGGCCGUACAUGAAAUCGGCGUCUCGUAUCUGUCAAAAGGCCACGACGCUUGAUCCGGAUGAGAUCAUACCCAAGCUCUUAUUGGGAAACACAGAAGUAGAGCACAUGGAUGCCGUCUUCUAUCUUGUCAUCGACGGAUUGAGUGACAAUAUGGACAAUGCCUUGCUCAAGUUCCUUCGACUGGCAUCCGAACCCACGAAAAAGAAGAUUCGAAUCUUCCUGACUGGGACCCAAGCGGCAUUUGCACAGGCCAAAAGAAGCGGCGUGGCCUACCGAAGCAUCCCAAUUCGCGGCAAUAACUCCAAUGACGUCCAGAAGUUCAUCGAAGCCAGAAUGGAUAAAUUCGACACUCUCUCUGAUACUGAGCGUUUUGGAGUAGCUGAGCGAAGAAAGAAAAUCCGCGAGGAUCUGUCAGAAGCGGCUGCAGGCGACUACUACAAAAUCAACUCGGCAUUGGAUACAAUCAGCACGCUGGAUUAUAUGGAGGAAAUCGAAAAGGUCAUCCAAGGCGCUCGCCAAGACCGCUCAAAUCAAAUCGCGGAUGAGGUCGAGAAGUUGAAUCGCGAGAGAACUUCAAGACAGAUCCGUGAGAUUAAUCAAAUUAUUCUUUGGGUCUCUUAUGCCAUUGAGCCUAUUUCGGUAGAGCAACUCGCCGCGGCUUUGUACAUGAACAUUGGUGAAGCUCCGAUGCAGCCACUUCCUGAGCGAUUUCGCACUAAGUAUUUGCUGUUUGAAGUUAACAGUAGGGGACGUGUCGGCUUCAGAUCCUCGAAGGCUUUGAACGCCAUCCCACAACGCCGUCAAUUGAAAAAGCCCGAUCAACAAAGCGAUCAGGAAAUUCAGUCUGGGGAGGUCAAUAUGAUAAAGCAUUUCCUUGACAAAGUGUGCCCUCCUGAUGUGUACAAGAAGCUUGACAUUGAUACGUACCUGCAACAAAAGCUGAAGCAAAAGCAAGAUCAGGUCCAACAGGAGGACCACGAUACAGGCCAUCUGCUACUGGCAUUAAAUUGUUUACGCGCUUUGUCCAAGAGCCGCGAACCAAGCAUCGCUGCACUUCAGGAAUAUGCUCGGAAGCAUCUUACCAAGCACCUCUCCUCGGUUGACUUAGCUAUGGUGGAUCGUGAACAAAAGAGUUUGGUCGGGGAGUUGUUGGUCAGGGUGUUCACUGUAGAUGAAUACAUCGACGCCUUCAUGUGGCCGGAACAGGGCGACGUUGUCAGUUGUCACCAACCAAGAGAGAAUUGGGUGGGAGACAGUCAGGAUAUUGAUCAAGUGCUUAGAUGGUUCAAGGAUACUGCAGUGGUUUCGAGCGUGACCGAAGAGUCUGACCGGAACUGGAUCAAGGAGGUCGUCACCCAUAAUACAUUCGAGGGGCUACUCAAGCGAUCUGUUGCCAGAUUGGCCUAUCAUUGCUUCAGGGAACCAUCCUCGGCUAGAGAGGUCAAUGGGAUUUACGACUUCACGGAUAGAUUUCUCUCAAAGAUUCGCAUUAAUAAGGAAAUCGAAGACCACACCAAAGUCAGCAUUGACUGCGCCACUAGGUUUGAGCAGUGGGCUCACGACAUACUCCAGCUCACCGACAAAGACACACUGUGGCAUACACAGAUGGCACUGGUCUAUAAAGAGACAUGGAAUCCAGAUGAAGCUAUCAAACAAUGCGAUGUUGCAUUGAAAAUGGAACCCAAAAACUGGAGAGCAUCGUUGUGCAAGGCGAAGCUGAUCUCACCGAAUGAGGCCAUCGAAAUAUUAAAGACGACGAUCAGCCGCCAGGAAAGUGACUCAGCAUGGAUGCAAAUCACUAGUCACACGAAAAGCCUUGCAGAAAUGAACUACGAACUAGCCAAGGCAUAUUGGAAAGUCGAAAAUUACGAUCUUGCCAUCUCGACAUAUGCAGUCUCCCUCAAACAAGAUCCUCGACGCACAGAUCGAUCGAUGAAUGUCUUGUUGCAAUAUGAAGCCAAAAAAAUGUGGACUACAAUUGUCUCAUUCAUUGAACAUCUGGCAACGAUCGAUAAUAAGAAACACAUAGCGGAUUUAGUCUCAAGAAAUGCGAUGUGGCCAUCUUUGCAUUUCGUGAUCAACAACACCGCCCUCGCAACACAGCAGUCUGGUUUUGUGGAUCUUGUUUAUGAAACCACGAUUCAGAUGGCUGAGAAGAGGGCUGAUUACAAACUUUUAUUCCUGGCACGUUAUUAUUAUGGUGCUACCCUCAAUGCUCAACCAAACCGACGGGAGGACAAAGUUAUUCAAUUGUGGGAACACGCGCUUAACGAUCAUCCGUUGCCUACUCUAUAUGUAGGGCUGCCAGUGAUCUUUGCUGGAUUGGGUGGUUUAUAUCUACAAAGAGCCCUCGUUGCGAAGACGAACGAAGAUCCGCACUCAGUAGCGGACUACCUUCGCAAAAUUUCUGACAUGGUGCCGGAAGAAGUGACUCAGUCUCAGCUUCUCCUUCCUCCACAACUUUAUCUUGCCCGGUUUUACCAUGUCAGCGGUAACGAUGCAAAAGCCAGAGAGAUAGUGCGAACCCUGGUACAAGUAGCGCUAGAGCUACUUUCUGAUGAAGACGAAAAGAACGAUUUCCAAGCAUUCGGGAAGUUGCUCUUUGUCUUCAUUCCGCUUGGUGACAAGAAAAAUAUGGCCGCAGCAUUGGCCUUGGCGGCUCUCAGCAGUUCAUCUAACGACUCUAAUGACUCUAAUGACUCUGAUAACGGAGAAGAACCCGAAAUUGAUAUGGGAUUACCUUGCUAUGGCCAGUGUAAGCACCUAUGGAAGGUUCCUAGUGAGAUGUGGAUAUGUAUGAACUGUAUAUCCGUGAUGCUUGAGGGAAACUGUCUGAAGAAACUACGAGAGGGCAAGCUGGAGCACAACAUCUGCCAUCGAGACCACGAGUUUCUAGAAGUUCCCAAGUGGGAUGAGGAACGCAUGGCCUUGAUGAUGUCCAAAGGAAAAGUGCCGUGGGAGAUGGUGCCGUGGGGAGAACAGAACAUCACUUUAGACGAGUGGGUGCAGGAGAUCCGAAAAGGAGUACAUUGGCUUGGAUGCUUGAUCAUCCGCGCGAGGAAGUCUUUCAUCCUGAUAAGUUCUGACCGGUUCUGGAACAUGCACUAG